This is a messenger RNA of Aureobasidium namibiae CBS 147.97, 1437 nucleotides long. RefSeq lists its product as uncharacterized. Lineage: Eukaryota; Fungi; Ascomycota; Dothideomycetes; Dothideales; Saccotheciaceae. The record is from RefSeq and is a predicted model, not a curated record. The annotation marks the transcript as partial. The transcript has a single exon. Gene Ontology annotation, cellular component: nucleus.
UCGGAGGACGAAAGUGAAGAUGACCUUCCAGCUACUCCAGCACUGAAUCGCAAGCGCAAACGUCAAGCUCAAAGUUCCUCACCGCUCGCACUCAUACCUGAUGAGGAAGAUGACGACAGCGAUGUUGUCGUCACUGGCUCAAGAAAACGAUCACUGUCUACAAAGAAACGAGCCCCAGAGCCUGAGCCUGAAGCUGAAUUAUCAGAUGAGCCACCUUCAUCACGGUCCCGCAAACGUCUACGAAGGGUGAAAGAUACAGCCCCAAUGAACACGAUCACAGAAGAGGAGAAGCAAGAGCUGGAGGAUGAUCUGGUAGACCUAGCUUCAAGUGGUAGUGACACUGAAGUGCGAGUUUUACAAAGAAACAAGUCCUCACAAAAGAGUGCUCGUCAGCUAGCCUUGGAGCGUCUCAAGGCCAGAAGAAGGGCUCCAAUGAGCAGUAUCGUCGAGGACGAAGAUAAUGAGGACGAACUGCAGAUUGUAGACGACGAAGAGGAGGACUACAACCAAAGUCCUGAUGAGGAAGAGGAUGAUGAACUUCCCGAGCCAUCGACAAGUAGGACGACCCGCAAGCAGAUGUUCGCCGAAGAUGAGGAAGACGAAGGAUUCGUCAUUGAUGAUGAUGAAGGCCCUCUUGGUGUGCCGACCAACGUACCUAUCGCCUUUACUCGUUAUGCUUCCAUGAAGGCUAGGGACCUCUUCCGUUUCGCUAUCGACUGGAUGGUGCAGAAAAAGAUCAAUCCGGCUUUCCAGAUGGAUGAUGAGAUCUACGACCUGACAUUCAAAAAGCUUGACGAUGAGGUCAAGGGACUGGCUGGCUCCAAGUUCCAAUCUGCGGCUUGGACUGCACAAUUCACGCUUGCACUUCAAGCACGACCAGAUCUUCUCUCAGCACAUUUGGAUCGUCAGUCUUCUGCCCACUUCGGCCGCGACAAGUGCGAUGCUUGUAACAGAUCAGGACAUCCGGCAACCUACGAGGUCAAGUUCGAAGGCAAGCCCUACGACAAGAACUCUCUAGAGCCCGUAGCACCACGCAAAGACCACAACGACUCAGACGACGACUCCGACGAUGACUCCAGCUCCGAAAGCAGCGUCGACUCCAACGCCCCCGUCAACUACGACUCCCAAGGCCGCCAAAUCCUCCCCGAAGAAACCGUCUUCUACCUCGGCAAAUUCUGCAUGAGCAAUGCCGAAACCGCACACUCGCUGCAACACUGGCGCUACCAUCUCUACGAAUGGGUAGUCGAGUACCUGGAGUCUGCUGGCUGGAACACACCGAAGCUCAUCGUUAAGCGCGACAAGUGGAGUGUCAGGAAGCGCAGAAAGCAUGCCAACAAGAUUGUGGAUAUCAUGGAGGAGCAGGGGAAAAUCAAGGCGUUGUAUUCUGAUUUCAAGAAGGAGAUCGAGACGGCGAGGAAUGCUAAGCAGGGACGUUGG